Nicotiana attenuata is the source of this 1119-nucleotide messenger RNA. RefSeq lists its product as uncharacterized. The transcript has a single exon. The coding region runs from base 1 to 1119 and encodes 372 amino acids. The record is from RefSeq and is a predicted model, not a curated record. Lineage: Eukaryota; Viridiplantae; Streptophyta; Magnoliopsida; Solanales; Solanaceae.
AUGAGGUUCCCUACAGGGCUAACUCCCCCUAACCAAAAUCAGGUUUGUCUUUUGAGAAAAUCCUUAUAUGGUCUAAAACAAGCUUCUAGACAAUGGUAUGCUCGAUUAGCAGGAGCUCUCAGUUACAAAGGUUAUUCUAGCUCUCUUAAUGACUAUUCUCUAUUCUUCAAACGCAAUGGGCAUUUGGUUUAUAUUAUAGCGGUUUAUGUAGAUGACAUUUUGUUAACUGGGGAUGAUUGCAAGGGAAUCAAGUCUAUCACAGAUUUUCUUCAUACAGAGUUCAAAGUCAAACAUUCAGGGGAUAUACACUACUUUCUAGGAAUGGAAAUUUUGCGAGAAAAACAAGGAUUCAUCAUCAGUCAACGACAAUAUACCUUGGAACUCUUGCAAGAGUUUGAUUAUUCUGGAGCAACUGUUACUUCUUCACUUGAUCCAUCAUGCAAAUUGCACGCAGAUGCUGGCCCUUUUUUAGCAAAUCCUACUGUGUAUCGGCAUCUAGUUGGCAAGCUCAAUUUUUUAACUAACACAAGACCGGAUUUGUGUUUUGCUGUUCUUUCUCUCAAUCAAUAUAUGCAGCGCCCUUGUACAUCUCAUUUCUCAGCUGCAAUGCGUGUUCUCCGCUAUUUAAGUCGAGAUCCAGGCCAAGGUAUUCUUCUUUCUUCAAAACCCUCUUUUGAUUUGCUUGCUUUCUGCGACGCGGAUUGGGCAUCUUGCAAAGAAUCUCGCAGGUCUAUCAGUGGUUUCUUCAUCACACUUGAUGGAGCACCAAUUUCGUGGAAAUAUAAAAAGCAAGUCUUUGUUUCCCUUUCCUCUGCUGAAGCAAAGUACCGUACGAUGAGACGCGUUACAACUGAAAUCACAUGGCUAGUUCGUCUCCUUGACGAUCUUUCAUCUUCACCACCUCUUCCUGUUCCGAUUUACUCCGACAGUCAAGCCACCAUACAUAUUGCUCGUAAACCAGUCUUUCACGAACGGACCAAACAUGUUGAAUUAGAUUGCCACUUUGUGCGGCAACAGUUCCUUUCCGGCUUGAUUAGUCUAUCUUUUGUCCCAUCCCGCAUCAACUGGCCGAUCUAUUCACCAAGCCUUUAUCUGGAGCUUCCCACCGGUUUAUCUUGA